AUGGAAAGUUUGUUUGCUAACGAGGACGGUAGAGACGGAGAGACGAAUAAUGGACCGAAUAUAAAUGAUGCUAAAUCGUGUAAACUUUGUGAUGGGUUGAACAUGCAAUGGAGACAUAAGACAGCACCGACAAAUCCAGAAAUCUCAGUCCAGGGUGACUAUGAAGAAACGACUGAGUUAAACACAUUGGUUGAAAAUAGUGAUGAUAUAGAAUUCCGUUCGUUAUAUAUUCAAGAUUUGCCAUCCGCUAGAAGUGUGACUAAAAAGAAAAGCUUAAUUCGGUACUACCUAACGCCGGCACUCUGUUUGUUAUGGUUGUGUGGAGUUACCGCCACUAUUGUCGACGACUGGAGUUACCGUCUCGUGAUAAGCUGGGGCAAAGCCGAACGGAUUCUUCACUUGAUGUCAUAUUCCACGUAUCUGCUCGUGUUAGUUGUUCCAAUCAUAUCACGGAUUAUAUCUAUGUUCUUCGAGUCUCGGCUCCCGGGAAACUGGUGGGUCUACGUACUGACGGAUUAUCAUGUACUCACUCGCCUCCGCCUCAUUGAUCUGUCACGUGUCAAGAAGUUCGGUUUACUCUGCAUCCUGUUCCCACUCACCUGUGUCGGCUUUCAGGCAGGUUAUAAUAUAUACGAGAUCCUUACAGCCAAUAGAGCACCUCCACCAAAGAAUAGGCGGACUCCUUCCAAGGAAACACUGAGGCAAUAUAAACAUCACACCUUCCCACAAGAUUUGUAUUCACCACAUCGGACAAAGCGGAAACAGAAAAAACACUUGGACAAUGAGGUAGACGAAUCCUAUGGUGUAUUUUCACAUACUUUAGAACUUGAAGAUGACAGACAUUUACAUGAUAGAGCUAUAAAUGGUUACUCACCUGGUAGUAGUUCAAGUAGAAAACCUGUUGUACCACCAUUAGAUCUUGGAAGUUUACAUGAGCACGUAGAUGGAGAUGAAGCAAUCCAUGCCUGGGUCCAGCAUAAUGAAGUCAAAGAACAGUAUGAAGGUGUUUUAUCACCGCGUUCAUCAAAUAUGAAGAAAAAAAAUAGUGCUCCACCAGAUACUGAUAUACCACCAUCGCCGCCUACAUCACAACCCUUCAUUCAAGGUGUUUUCAGAUCAGAUAGACGACCCGGUGAGGAAACAGACCCGACAGCUAAGCAGCUGACUAAACAAAUACAUACAUUGAAGAAAAAGUUACGACAGUUUGAAGCCAAUUUUGAAACAGUAAAUGGAUAUAAGCCUUCCCAUUCAGAUAAAGCUGCUCGUCCUGAAAUAAAAAAGAUGAUGUUGGAAUUAUCUAAAGCAAAAAAACAAUUACGAGAUCUAAAGGAAAAAGGAUCAGGAAGUGGAAAUCGCCUUAAUGAAUCAUUGCCAACUGUUAGUAAUACACGUGAUCCCAUCGAACACAAUCAUUUUGAUAGCAAGCCAACCAUGGAGGAGACGUUACACACUGGAUUAAAUAGGCUGGAGGAGAAACGAAAAGAUGGAAAUAGACCGGAAAAUAUUUAUUUAAUGACACGGGAACAGAUUGCUGAUGAGAAAUUAGCCGUACAGAAAGUGCUCCUAACAUUUGAAAAUAUUCAUGGAAGGCCAUCAACGAAAGGUGAAAAAGAUUUAAUGAGGCCGCUAUAUGACAGGUAUCGAAAUAUCAAGAGACUUAUUGCCAAAAUGCCACCAAAACCAAUGCAGGAUGGAAGACGAGAUGGUCGAUGCGAGUCACCGCAUCAGUCUGAUUUACAGCCCAUAUUCGAGCAUGAAACCAUGGAAUUUCAGCCUAAACACCAGAUGGCACCACAUGCGUAUCCCCAAGAAGAGGAUGAUGAUGCUUACGGUGUAGCUAUCAGUACAGAUUUUGCCGUAACUAGGGACUUUGAGCUAUUAAGAGAGACUAUGCGGCCGUCUGGUGUUGGUAGCUAUGGUGAUGACGAUGAUGACGAUGAAGAAUUUGAUUCUCCAGCGAGAACGGGUAAAACUUUGAGAUCUUCGUAUGUAGAAGAUGCUACAUUACAUGAAGCUUCCAUAGCUGAAUUGAUAGAAAAACAAUUAAAUGCAAAAAGCGAUAAGAAACGCCUCAGGAAAAUACUUCGCGACUUUGAAGAUAGUUUUUUCAAAAGAACAGGUCGGAAGGUGCAGAGGGAAGAUCGUGAUCCCAUGGAGACUGAAUAUAUUGAAUAUAAGAUUUUAAAUUAG
Saccoglossus kowalevskii is the source of this 2190-nucleotide messenger RNA. RefSeq names its product protein FAM13A-like. The record is from RefSeq and is a predicted model, not a curated record. Lineage: Eukaryota; Metazoa; Hemichordata; Enteropneusta; Harrimaniidae. Gene Ontology annotation, biological process: signal transduction.